Musa acuminata subsp. malaccensis (wild Malaysian banana) is the source of this 3775-nucleotide messenger RNA. RefSeq names its product protein SEMI-ROLLED LEAF 2. NCBI's taxonomy places the organism in Eukaryota, Viridiplantae, Streptophyta, Magnoliopsida, Zingiberales, Musaceae. The record is from RefSeq and is a predicted model, not a curated record.
AUUACUGGGUGCAAGCGUUCUUCGCGAGAAGAGGAGAGACCGAGACGAGAAGGAAUGCGACGAUAGAACGAGACCGAGAUAAAGAGGGAAGGCGAGAGAGGAUUCGUCUUUUUCGUCUUUCGAGCAAUCGGAAGAGGAAACGGAGAUCCGGCGCCUUACUGAUCAGAUCCUUGCCAGGGUUUCCGCUAUCUCCCUCCGUCUUUCCCCUCCCAACCCGGUCAAUACUCUGUUGAUUACCCCUGAUCUCUCUCACCUUUCUGGGACACAAGAUGGGGGUUAUGUCAAGGAAGGUUGUGCCUGCAUGCGGGGCGCUGUGCUUUCUCUGCCCUUCAUUGAGAGAAAGAUCUAGGCAACCAGUAAAGCGGUACAAGAAGCUGUUAGCUGACAUUUUUCCUCGUGCUCAGGAUGAAGAACCAAAUGAUCGAAAAAUUGGCAAGUUAUGUGAAUAUGCUUCGAGAAAUCCACUUCGCAUUCCGAAGAUAACAACUUAUUUGGAGCAGAGAUGUUACAAGGAGAUGAGAAACGAACGCUUUGGCUCUGUUAAAGUUGUGAUGUGUAUUUACCGUAAAUUAUUGAUUGCUUGUAGGGAGCAAAUGCCACUGUUUGCAAGUAGCUUACUGAGCAUCAUACACACUCUUUUUGAUCAAACAAGACAUGAUGAAAUGCAAAUUAUAGGAUGCUAUACACUUUUUGACUUUGUUAAUAGCCAGGUGGAUGGUACAUACCAGUUCAAUUUAGAAAGCAUGGUUCCACGAUUGUGCAGUCUAGCUCAAGAAGUGGGAGAGGAUGAAAAUGCAGGCUCUUUACGUGCAGCAGGCUUGCAAGCUUUAUCUUCUUUGAUUUGGUUUAUGGGCGAAUUUUCUCAUAUCUCUUCAGAGUUUGACAGUAUUGUUUCUGCUGUCUUGGAGAACUAUGGGGUCCCCAAAAAGAAAUCAGAGGAUGGCCAACAAAGUGAACAGGUCACACAGAGCCGGUGGGUAGAGGAAGUCCUUAAGACUGAGGGUCAUGUAACUCCUUCUCCCUUUGUAAUAACAAGGGUUCCUUCCUGGAAAAGCAUAGUAAAUGAUAGAGGGGAACUUAAUUUGACUACGGAUGAAACAAAAAACCCCAACUUUUGGUCCAGAGUUUGUGUGCAUAACAUGGCAAAGCUAGCCAAGGAAGCCACUACUGUACGACGUGUUUUGGAGUCUUUAUUUCGAUAUUUUGACAACAAUAGUUCAUGGUCUGUGGAAAAUAGUCUUGCUCGGUAUGUCUUAUUGGAUAUGCAGUUAUUGAUGGAAAAGGCUGGUCAAAACACACAUCUGUUAAUAUCAAUAUUGGUCAAGCAUCUUGAGCACAAGGCUGUCCUAAAACAGCCUGACAUUCAAUUAAAUAUAGUUGAAGUUACUGCUAGUCUCGCUGAGCAGUCAAAAGCUCAGGCAUCAGUAGCAAUUAUAGGUGCAAUAACUGACCUGGUGAAACAUUUGCGAAAAUCCAUGCACUGUGCACUUGGUAGUGAAAAUUUGGGUGACGACAUUGUCAAAUGGAACAAUAAUUUUCAAACAGCUGUAGAUGAGUGCAUCAUUCAGUUAUCUAAAAAGAUUGGAGAUGCUGGGCCUGUUCUUGAUAUGAUGUCUGUCAUGCUGGAAAAUAUAUCGACCAAUGUAUCAAUGGCUAGGUCAACUAUCUCUGCUGUGUAUCGUACAGCUCAGAUAAUUGCAUCGAUACCAAAUUUGACAUAUCAGAAUAAGGCUUUUCCUGAAUCUCUAUUUCAUCAACUGCUCUUAGCAAUGGUUCACCCUGAUCAUGAAACACGUGUGGGUGCUCACCGUAUAUUCUCUGUUGUUCUUGUUCCAUCUUCUGUAUGUCCUCAGCCUUGCUCAGUGACUCCAGAAUCACCCAAGAACUCUGAUCUUCAGAGAACACUCUCAAGAACAGUUUCUGUGUUUUCAUCUUCAGCUGCUCUGUUUGAGAAACUCAGACGGGAAAAGGGCUCUUUGACAGAGAAACCAUACCAACAAAAUGUUAACAUAGUUCCAUAUAGUUAUGAUGGACGAGAGAAUAGCAGUAAUGAGGCACAACUUUAUAAGCUUCAGUCAUCUCGAAGCCGCGCUCGUAGCAUAAAAGUCACUCCACCUGUGACUGCAGACAAUGUUACAAUGAACAAGUCAAACAAGGAUUCAGUUCUUUUACGAUUGAACAACCGUCAAAUAACGCUUCUGCUUUCAUCCAUUUGGGCUCAGGCCCUGUCCCCUGAAAAUAUGCCAGAUAACUAUGAAGCAAUUGCUCAUUCUUAUAGUUUGACACUGUUGUUCUCUCGAGCAAAGACCUCAAUCCAUGAAUGUCUUUGUCAGAGUUUUCAGCUUACCUUCUCUCUAAGAAGCAUUUCACUUGGAGGGGGUUCUCUUCCACCAUCACGUCGUCGUUCCCUAUAUACUCUCACAACAGCUAUGUUUAUUUUUUCUUCAAAAGCAUUCAAUAUAGGGCCUCUUAUUCCAAUUGUUAAGUCAUCUCUUAAUGAGAGAACGGUUGAUCCAUUUCUCCGGUUGGUUGAAGACGGUAAACUUCAAGCUGUGAACACUGCAUCCAACAAUUUCUCAAUAGCUUAUGGGUCACAAGAGGAUGAUAACAAUGCCUUAGAAUCUCUUCAAGCUGUAGAACUGACAGAAAGCCAGUCCAAAGAAUCCAUUGUUUCUCUGAUCAUGAAUAGUUUAAGCGAUUUAUCAGAUUCAGAAAUAUCUACUAUAAAAACACAACUGCUGAGUGACUUCUUGCCAGACGACGUUGGUCCACUUAGGCCUCAGUUUGUGGAAACAUCUGGACAGAUUUUGCCAUUUGAGUCUCAAAAGGAGAACACCCUAGAGGUUACAUCUCGAAAUCUGAUUGAUUUUGAUAACUUUCCUGAAGGAUUUGAAACAGUAACAGACCAUUCACAAUUGGCUAAUGGCACAUUCGAUCUUCUCAGCGUCGAUCAGCUUUUAGAAACAGUCUUGGAGACAGCAUGGCCCGUUGGAAGAUUUUCUGCGUCAUCCACCUCUGAUGUGCCAUUCAAAGAGAUGGCUGGUCACUGUGAGGCUCUUACAAUGGGAAAGCAACAAAAAAUGUCUGUCUUCACAAGUGCUCAACAAAAUCAUGAUAUCUUAUUUGGUGGUCCCUUAGAAGAACUAUAUGAAGAGAAAAAGUCAUCAUUCUCCAAUACUAACCAAUCCGAAAAGAGUGGUAAUCCUUUCCUUGACGAGAAAUUGUGUGCGGACCUGCAAAGACAGUUUUGUGGCAACAAUAUGAUAUUAAAUGCUGAGUUCCAUCAUCAGCCUCAGUGCCUCAGGCUCCCAGCCUCAAGCCCAUAUGACAACUUCCUGAAGGCCGCAGGCUGUUAGAGGAUGGCCAGAAAACUCGACCCCUUGAUAGAUGUUGCUAGUGUAAAUUUUCUUAAUCAAGCUUAAAACUUCCUCGUUCAGGAUGAUGGUUCCCACACUUCAUGUUGUGUAGAGUUCUAUCUUGUAAUGGUGGUCAUGGAGAUGUGAAAUUCCAUUCAUUCUUUCUUGUACCUUAUUCUGUCGGGAAAUCCAAAGAAAAGAAAAGAAAAGAAAAGAAAGUUUUCCCUUUUCUUUUCUUUUGGUUUGUUAUGAAGCCUGAGGGGGCAGCUCAAUUUGUUGAAUCCAUAUUUGUUGCAUGGGACACUUGUGAACAUUCUUCAUGUUGGAUUGUAGUGGAGCUUAUUAGUAAAUUUUGGCUUCUGGACUACAAGCAAUUCUCUUGCUUGAUCUUUUCUAUUGCAAGGAACUUUUUACCUCCA